AUGUCUCUCCAGGAAGCUCCGGAGCUUGUAAGAAACCACCUCAGUUUCAGUCGAUCUGGUGGUCUCUACGACGACGUCAGCGGAUCCCCCCAACGACCGCAAUCGUCAAGUUGCGGAAAUCACAACAAUAGUAACGCGAACAGCAACAACACCCAGCAACACCAGCGGGCGCAACAGCAGCAGCAACAACAACAGCAGCAGCAGCAACAACAGCCACAGCAGCAUAGAUCUCAAACGCCCACUGCAGCGUCGACUUCAGGACUGCAAGGUCACGCACAUAUUCCUUCCCAUUGUAUCGAGCAGCCACGUUUCAGAUCGAUAGCGGACAAUCAGCUUCUGGCCCAAGAAUCAGAAAAUGCCGCCGAAGAGGAUCGACGCCGGGCAGAGCUCGCUUGGAACUCGGGAAAAGGCGUGAUAACUUCACGAAUCGUGGCCGAACGUUCACGCGCGAACUUGGCUUCAGAUCUGAAUGGCCACGUAUCGGACAACUGCAACGCCACCAGCAGUAGCAGCAGUAGCGGAGACUAUCCCUCAGCGGUUCCCUGCAUGAUUGUCCACAAUGAAGGGCAUAAUCCACACAAUGGUGAGUUGCCCCUUGAGUUCUCCGACCAGAUUGCGCGCGGGGAACUCACGACUAUCACCUCUAACGUGGCAGCUUACUUCCCAGGCCAGGUCAAUUGGGAGCGAGAUCUCAACAACAUCAAGCUCGAGUACAUGGAUCUGGAUGAUUUUCUCCAGGAGAACAACAGAGGUUCCGUCCGACAGCAUCAGGGUGGUCAGCUUCAGCAGCACUUGCAUCAACAUCGACAGCAAAUGCAAAUGUCGUAUGCGCGAAGCAGCUCUGAAGACAUCGGCAACCUUGGCAUGCGUUUCGCGAACGCGAAGUCAAGAGGCGAACCCAGUACCUACCCGGGCUACUGUAAUGUGCAGUCGACGGAAGAGCAUUAUUCAAAAGACAUCAAGUCUCCGGAGAGUCCAAAUCAGCUCGUGAACGUCGAAUGUGGCUUCACAAGGAACGAUCUCGCGUUAGCCACGAUACCAGGUCAAGAAGAUUUCGAUCCGUCUAGUCACUCAUUCUCGGAAGAUGAACUAAAACCACAGCCGAUCAUCAAGAAAUCGCGAAAACAGUUUGUCCCUCCAGAGCUGAAAGAUGAGAAGUAUUGGGCCCGGAGGCAGAAGAACAACAUUGCGGCCAAAAGGUCUCGAGAGGUGCGUCGCGUGAAGGAAAAUCAAAUAGUGUUGCGUGCCUCAUUUCUCGAAAAAGAAAAUGUUGCCCUUCGUGAAGAAGUGCGAAAACUCCUUCAAGACAACGAGAGACUUCUGCAGCGUUUGCGGAAAUAUGAAAACUGA
This is a messenger RNA of Galendromus occidentalis (western predatory mite), 1350 nucleotides long. RefSeq names its product protein kinase 4-like. The record is from RefSeq and is a predicted model, not a curated record. NCBI's taxonomy places the organism in Eukaryota, Metazoa, Arthropoda, Arachnida, Mesostigmata, Phytoseiidae. Gene Ontology annotation, biological process: regulation of transcription by RNA polymerase II. Gene Ontology annotation, cellular component: nucleus. Bases 1 to 1350 code for a protein of 449 amino acids. The transcript has 7 exons. Gene Ontology annotation, molecular function: RNA polymerase II cis-regulatory region sequence-specific DNA binding; DNA-binding transcription factor activity, RNA polymerase II-specific.